Odontomachus brunneus is the source of this 803-nucleotide messenger RNA. It is a transcript of the gene PolE4, whose product is annotated as DNA polymerase epsilon subunit 4. NCBI's taxonomy places the organism in Eukaryota, Metazoa, Arthropoda, Insecta, Hymenoptera, Formicidae. The transcript is spliced from 3 exons. Gene Ontology annotation, molecular function: protein heterodimerization activity. The record is from RefSeq and is a predicted model, not a curated record. Bases 368 to 745 code for a protein of 125 amino acids. Gene Ontology annotation, cellular component: nucleus; epsilon DNA polymerase complex.
GUACCUCUGUGCUGGGAUUAUGUAACUCGCUAUUGGAGUUAACGACAGUUUCGUUAUCGUUGCGCAGCUUUUGUAUAUCGUAGAAAAGCUGUACAAUGAUAACGAAAUUGUCGUUAACUCCAAUAACGAAUUACAGAAUCCCAGUACAAGUAGUAUAUAUUUCAAUGAGUCUAAGGCUAACUCUAAGUGCACCAAUUUAGGCAGUUCAACUAAAAAGAACAGACUUAGUUCGUUGCCGCCACAAUUUGCAGUAAUAUCAGCUACGUGUCUGUAUUUAUUCACACAAAAUUAUUUUCAAUUUACGCACAAGUGUUGUUUCUUUUUGAGCUAUUUAUACAAUCCAGUAAACGUACACAUAUCUCUCAAUAUGGAUAAUUCAGAAAACGGUGAAUCAAAUAUAAGCGAGCCAAGUGAAAAUCGCAUCGAUAAUGGAGAAAGUACGCAAGAGUUGCAGGAAGAAACCGAAAAUGCUUUACACGGCGAUGAGGAACAGCGAGAAAAAUUAUUACAACUGCCUCUGGGAAGAAUUAAAACAAUUAUCAAAACAGACCCGGAAGUUCACUUGAUUAAUCAAGAAGCCGUGUUCCUGAUAGCAAAAUCAACGGAACUUUUUAUUGACUCGCUUGUGAAGGAAGCUUAUAAGUAUACCAUGCAAGCAAAGAAAAGAACUGUUCAAAAACGUGAUGUAGAAACUGCAAUUGACAAAGUUGAUGCGCUUGUAUUUUUAGAAGGUACAAUGGAUUAAUUAUAUAAUAUACUUAAUAUUUGUUAUCAUAAAAUUUCAAUAAAUUAUUUUAAGAUUA